CUCGGGCAGAGAGUCCAGGCUCCUCGUAUUGGGCCAGCAGGAAAUGGGGGCUAUCGGCUAAAACCAGGCUCCUGGCGCCAGGGGGGAUGGGGCCUUAGGCUCCGGAGGCUGCAGGGAGCGGGAGCGGGGGCGAGCCGGGGGAGUGGAGGAAGAAAAUGGCGAGUCGCGGGAGCAGCGUGGAGACCGCGGCUUUUCUCUGCCUCUUGCUGCUGGCGACUUGGAGCCGGCCCUGCGCCCGGGCGGAGCGGGAGGACGAGCCGGAGCAGCGCUCCUGCCACGGCGCCUUCGACCUCUACUUCGUCCUGGACAAGUCUGGAAGUGUCAGGAACCAUUGGACAGAGAUUUACUCUUUUGUUGCGAGCCUGGCUGAGAAAUUUAUAAGUCCAAUGUUGCGAAUGUCUUUCAUUGUCUUUUCCUCGCGAGGCACUACAAUCAUGAAGUUAACAGAAAACAGGGAAGCCAUCAGACAAGGGCUUGAUAUUCUUCGGUAUGAAGUGCCUGGAGGAGAUACAUUCAUGCAUGAAGGAUUUAAAAGGGCAAAUGAACAGAUUUACCAUGAAAAUGAUGGAGGACUCCGGACUGCUAGUGUGAUUAUUGCUCUGACAGAUGGCGAGUUGCAAGAUGUUCAAUUUUAUUACGCAGAAAAAGAAGCUGACAGAGCCAGAAGUCUUGGAGCUAUUGUGUAUUGUGUUGGAGUGAAAGAUUUUAAUGAAACUCAGCUGUCAACAAUUGCUGACAGUAUUGAUCACGUUUUCCCAGUAACAGGAGGAUUUUAUGCCCUCAGAGGCACUAUUGAUUCAAUUUUGAAGAAAUCUUGCAUUGAGAUCCUGGCAGCUGAACCAUCCAGUGUCUGUGCAGGAGAAUCCUUUCAAGUUGUGGUAAGAGGCAAUGGCUUUUAUCAUGCAAGAAAUAUUGACCAAGUUCUCUGCAGCUUCAAGAUCAAUGACACCAUUACUAUCAGUGAAAAACCAACUGUUGUUCAAGAUACCUAUUUGCUUUGCCCUGCACCAGUUAUAGAAGAUAUUGGACAGGUGGUUUUCCUACAAGUCAGCAUGAACAAUGGCUUGACGUUCAUCUCCAGCUCUGUCAGCAUCACCAGCACACAGUGUCUGAGUGGGACAAUCCUUUUCAUCGCACUCUUAAUUCUGUUUCUGUUACUGGCACUGGCUCUCCUGUGGUGGUUCUGGCCUCUGUGCUGCACAGUGGUCAUCAAGGAGCCUCCUCCACCACCACCCCCUGAGCCAGAAUCAGAUGAUGAAGAUGGAUUGCCAAAGAAAAAAUGGCCAACUGUUGAUGCAUCUUAUUACGGAGGCAGAGGUGUUGGGGGAAUUAAAAGGAUGGAGGUGAGAUGGGGAGACAAAGGAUCCACAGAGGAAGGGGCAAAAUUAGAGAAGCCCAAAAAUGCCAUCAUUAAGCUGCCAGAACAAGAAUAUGAGCCAUGGGAGCCUAAACCAAAGAAACCCUAUGUUCGGAAGCCGCCUUCCCAAAGGAAAUGGUACACUCCAAUCAAGGGCAAACUUGAUGCAUUAUGGGCUCUGGUUCGACGAGGCUAUGAUCAAGUCUCUCUUAUGAGACCACAGCCAGGGGAUAAGGGAAGAUGCAUAAGCUUCACCCGGGUGAAAUCAGACGGAACCUCCACCCCUUACAGUCCGCCGCCGAAGAAUGAUGCCAUCCCCCUCAACAGUACUACGAGAAGCCCCUCUCCUGCAGCCUCUCUGCAGCCUCCUUCCAGGCAGCCGCCUCCAGGACCACCACCCUCCCGAGCCCCACCAGGACCGCCACCAUCACGCCCACCCCCACAGCCUAUGGCUUAGAGUGUGGCAAAACCAAGAUCGACAACACACAUCUCUUUGCUGAACACAGCAUAUUUAUUGAGUCUUGGUUUACAAUUGAAAGGUAUCACAAUUUGUUGCUGGUCAGCAAAAAAAAAAUUGCCACGUGUCAAUUUUAAUGUAUGAAUAUAUUUAUACUACACAUGCUGAGUAAACUUUCAGCUGUUAGAUCCACAGCUGCUGGGAAGGGAACAAAACCAAAAUAAUCAUCUAGACAUAGUAGCAGCUUUUAUACGUAUAGAAUGUUUAUACUUUUAUAGGAUUUAUCCACACGUGAUGUUUGUAUGACAUGUCAUAUCAAACAUUAAAAUCCUAGUCAGAUACACAUGCAUCAGUCAGUUGAUAGCUGCCACCUGCAGAGGGUUAAUUGUGGGGCACUGAAACAGUUGCUUCUUUUUCCCACAAGCAGCAGUGCCUCAAAAUGCAGAUAUGAAACAAUAAUUACAAAGGCAAAUGCUUUGGUUCUGCAGGUGGAGUUUCCUUGGUUGAUGAUAGAUAAAGGUGAAGUUCUGUUCCACAUGCCUUUGGGAAUCUAGUCUGUGGGUCCUAUGCUGUGAUUUUUUUCCUCCUAAAAUCAGCAUUAAACCAAAAUCUAUGGAUUUAGUCCUUUGUUAUUAAUUUGCAUCUUGACAGAAUCCAAAAAGGCUCAGUUUGGGUUUUAGAAAUGCCAGACUGGGGCAGAUCCAGGUUCUUUUUAACACAAAGUUCAGAGGAAUUUGAUGGAGAGAAAGACCUUCUUUUGGGCUCUUUCAGUAAUUUCCAUUUACACAAAAAUUCUCCUCCGUGGAAUGGAAACAUUUGUAAUCUACACAAGAAUGUCACUUUAUGGAAACAACUUGUGUUAAAUAGAUCAAGAGCUUAUAAGAGAAUGAUUCCACUUCUUUUAGUAGUGCAGGUUUUCUUACACUGUUAGUAGGAUUGGGCCUUUUUCUGAUUCAGAUAUCUCAGACUUCACACACGUGUAAAAUACAAAAUAUGGCUUAUCAGCAGGGGCUUCCCCCUUUUUUAACACACCAAGUGUGAGAGACUUCUGGCCCAUGAAGAGCAAUGAGCCUCAGUUCUGUUUGACACUAGAGAAUCAUGCGCACGUGCACAUGGAUAGGCAGGUAGCUAUGAUGUGAGGUAGGAUUCGAGAAUGACUCAUGAAUGAUGCUUGCUAAGUGCUGCCUAAAUGGCUUGGGAGCAAAUAAUCCCCAGUGGAUCAAAAUAAUUUCUGAAUGUACCGUUCUUAACCCAGUUACAUGUUAUAUCAUAUGAGAAAAGUGUCUGCAGGUUCACCUGCUGGCUAGCACUACCUUUGUUCAUGUGAUUUAUAUAGAAGCAAAGGUGGCACUUACGGGGGUAUAACUCAAUUUAUUUCAAACUUCAGUCAGUGUAAAAUUGGAGUUUUUUUGAAUCUACCUAAAUUCUCAUGGUGUUUCUUUUCAGUAUUUUAAAUCUCCCCUGCUGCCUCUGCAACACAACCACCACUGCAUUGCAUGAGAGCUGUAGUUCAAAGCUGGUGAGAAGCACAAAUUAAACCACCAGCUUAUUUUCAUUGUCGAAACUGAAGGCAGCACUAAUGUAAAUGUACAGUGUUGGCUGCAAAAAGGACAUUCAGGUUUUUAAAAACCUGUCCAGCUGCAAUUAUCUCAGGAGUUAUAAUAACAGGGUUGAGAAAAAAAAUGAGGGGAAGGGUCUUUUUAGUCUGGCCAAAUCUUCAGCUAGUGUAAAGUGGUGUAGCUCCACUGAAGCUAAGGGAACCUCACACAAAUUUAUGCCAAUUGAAACCCUGGCCCAUGAUUUUUAACAUGGCAGCAUGCCCAUAAUGCGAUGUGCAAUGAAUAUUUCACAAGAGAAUGAUCUUCAAUGAGCAUGCACCAUCAUUUAAACCUGCCUCAGGUGAGUGUCUAACAAUACCCCUGAGGCAAGGGGAAAUCUGCAACUGGCAGCAAGUGGCACUUAGCACAGGUGUAAACUGUGGUGGAAGGGAACAAAGUAUCUGGGAAUCAAACCCCAAGUGAUCUAGAUUUGUCCAGGAUCAUCUUGAUUUAGCAUAUCAAGAUGAGGGCCACCUCCUCCCUUCAGCUCAUGCAUGGAUUUUGGUGAGAGGGCUGCUGUGAAUUAAACAGACCUAAAGGUAACAAAAGUCAGCUCUAGGGUGGAGUGAAAGAGUUCAUUGAUGAGUGCAUUCAUUUCAUGAACUGUACCAGUUCAGAUACACAUGUACCCAUUUUUCCUAAUCCUUUCUAUUCCUGUCAGUCUUUAAACAUGAUCAGUAAUAUCCUUUGUCAUUUUCAGUUUGCUUAAAAAGCAUUUACUUAGAAAUCCCUGCUUCUGUAAAUAUAGAGAGUUUUACCUGGAGGAGACAGAAUGCUUCUGGACCUUACUGCUGGACAGUUAGAGUAAUUUAUUAAAAGGGGCUUAAGGUGAAUAAAUACAGAUGGCUGAGGACAUGAUGAAUACAAGUGUGAUUAUGCAGUAUAGCAUUUUCAUAUUGUUCUCCGUAACUUUGGGAAAGAGGAAAUAUUGAGUACUUCCUAGUGUGUUUAGAAGUUUGCUACUGAGCUGAUGCUUUUGAAUAAUGCAUAGAGAAUCCUAACGUUUAUGAGUGCUUGAACCAAUACGUAGGUUAUAGUAGAUUUACAUUUGGGGAAACAGUUUUUUAAAAAGGAAAACAAUGUACUGUACUAAUCUUUUCUAGAAAGGUGUAUGCUUUGGAAAUAGUGGGGAAUGUGGGCUGAUGUAACAGCCUCCAAACAAACUGGGGGCUGUGAGUUUGAGGAAGUUUGAUGGAACUUGCUGGAUUUCUUAUUUCUGAAGGGCUAAGAGGGUUUUAUCCAGGGAGUAUGCUUGUUGCCGGUACGUGUUGUACAGCUUUCUGUAACUAACAGGCUGCUUCCAUGUUAUAAUUUGUAUAACCUUUAUGCAUUUUGUGCACCUGCUUCAUCUCUCUGAAAACCCCGCAACAACAAUGCCUACAUAAGAAUGUGGGAAGUUGUAGCCAAACUCUCAUAAUCCAUCCUAAUGUAGUCUUAAUUGAUUUACAAUCUACAAUAAAAGUGCUUAAUGAUUUA
Messenger RNA from Alligator mississippiensis (American alligator), 4888 nucleotides. RefSeq names its product ANTXR like (gene ANTXRL). Gene Ontology annotation, cellular component: membrane. Gene Ontology annotation, molecular function: signaling receptor activity. Bases 156 to 1814 code for a protein of 552 amino acids. The record is from RefSeq and is a predicted model, not a curated record. The transcript is spliced from 19 exons. NCBI's taxonomy places the organism in Eukaryota, Metazoa, Chordata, Crocodylia, Alligatoridae.